UGGUUAAUGCCAAGUUCUACAUGACACACACAGGACACAGUCUCUCUGUGGGUAGCCUACAUCUGACCACAGCUGACAGGGCUAUGGUUGCUGAAUCAAUUGCACAAGGUGUUCCUGAUACUACAAUUUUGAAGAAAGUGAGAGGGAAGAUUCAAGUUGGACUCUUCAGAAGAGUUCAUCUUUUAAGCAAACAUGAUAUUAGAAAUAUUAGGAAAGAAUACAAGCUGGAUUAUAUUACUGCACAUCCAGAUGAUGCAACCAUUGUUGAGCUGUGAGUGAGACAACAAGAGCGCUUAGGGAAAGAUUCCCCGGUGAUUUAUUACAAAGCCCAAAGCACUGGGGAUAAUGGAAACAAAUUAUCAGAAAGUGACUUUAUGAUAGUCCUUAUGACUGAGUACCAGCGGAAAAUGGUAAAAAAGUUCUGUGCAGGAAAUGUUUUGAUAGACAGCACACAUGGCACUAACAGAUAUAUAUUUCAUCUGACCACACUGCUGACCAUGGAUGAAUUUGGUGCUGGAUGCCCAAUUGCUUAUUGCCUCAGUACACAUACUGACACAAGGUCCAAGCAAGUUUUCUUUGAGCAGAUUAAAAAAUAUGCUGGAAGCAUCAAAACAAAGGUAUUCAUGCCUGAUAACUGUGACAACUACUACAGUGCCUGGAGUGUAGUUAUGGGCCAUAGUGAACAUAGGUUAUUAUGUACCUGGCAUGGUGAUCGGGCAUGGAGACGGAAUCUAUGUGCAAAAGUAAAUGGGAAUGCAAUGCUGAAGAGUACUGUGUACAAAGCUCUGAAAACUUUGCACUUACAGAUAGAGAGAAGUUACCAGAGCCGCUGGAUGGCGUGUUAUUUCCAGAAAACUGAAAAAGAUAAAUGCUGGGGGUUAUGGAAUACGGACAGAAAUAAGAAAGAGAAGCAACAUUCAAUGAAAUGCUUUCUCAGACACAAAAAUCACAAAUAUUACAUUCUGAAUCUCCACUUCCUGAUUCAGAAUGCAUUCUGACCACCUCAUCAGUGGAAUCUUGCUGCUUCACUAUAUCUAAAUCACGGGAGUCCGUAGUUUGGGGCUUUUUCCUCCAUUCAGACUCCUUUGAGGUUUUCUUUGCACUGAUCGUUUCUGGUAGAGAUGAUGCGAUUCGACGUCUUCUUGUUUUUUGUUAUAGGCGAUAUGUUGUAGGGACUCCCAGCAACUGGAACGGCAGACAACCCUGGCAGAAAGAAAAUGGUUUGUGUUUAUUUGUGAA
Messenger RNA from Schistocerca nitens (vagrant locust), 1239 nucleotides. RefSeq lists its product as uncharacterized. The record is from RefSeq and is a predicted model, not a curated record. Lineage: Eukaryota; Metazoa; Arthropoda; Insecta; Orthoptera; Acrididae. The coding region runs from base 375 to 998 and encodes 207 amino acids. The transcript is spliced from 2 exons.